AUGUUUUUCUCAUCAUUGCACGGCCUCAAAGAAGCGGCGGCAAUGAGAGCAUCCAGUGCUGAUUCUGUGAAGAUAAAACAGCUUGCGGUCCACGACGAUCCAUUUGGACACAAAAAAGGAAGAACAUGCAUGGAAUCGCCAGUCCGAAUUCAGUCGUUCCCUGAGCUGCGCGCAAUACACAAAGCCUCAAGGCAGGCAUUCUAUUCUAUCGUUAAGAACUGGUUGUUCAUUCUCGUCCUGCAAUUCUACAGCACUUACUCUGGACAACGCUGUUGGCUGAAAUUUUCUUUACAAAGCCUACGCAUACCAGUCCACCAUUUUCGAGCGCACUCAGAGAUGGGAGUUCUCUUUAGUCGGCCAGAAGCUCCGAAUCCAUCACUCGAGGAAAUAAAAGCGCGCCAGGAAGCAGAGGCAGCGGCUGCAGAAGCCCGCAAGGAUGCCGAGGAUGCCAGGGCACAUAUCGCCCAGCUUAUCCAGUCGCAUCAGGAAUCACAGCAAAAGGCUAUGGAGGCUCAGCGGGCCGCCAUGCAAACCAUGGCAGCCGAGCAGGAGCAGGCACAGAAGGAAAUGAUAGCGAUGUUCCAGGCCGAACGAGCCGCCAAUGAAGCCCGUUUUCUGGCGGAAGCUGCUGCUCAUGCCGCCGGUGAAGAAGCAAAACAGAGAGCAGCGGAAGCAGAGGAGGAGCGGAAGCGAACCGCAGCUAUCCAAGAACAAGCCAGAAAAGACGCGCAGGCUGCCCGGGAGCAGGUAAAGGUGGCCAACGCUGCCAAGGAGGAUGCUGAACGCAAGUUGAAAAAAGGCAUUCAACCUGUAGUGACUCCCACAGCUGAACAAGUUCGUACCGCCAAGCGGAAGGUUGAUUAUCGCGAGGACCUCUUCCACUUCGCAGUAGCCGGGGUGGCAGGAGGAGGAAAAUCGUCUCUCAUCAAUGCCUUCCGCGGCUUGCGUAAGAAGGAUAGCGGAUAUGCCCCCACUGGCGUCACCGAGACGACGCUGGCUAUGGCCAGAUACCCCGACGCGAAACACCCGUAUGCAUGGUACGACAUCCCGGGCGCAGGCACGCUCAAAAUCCCAGACUGGCAGUACUUCAAUGCACAAGGACUCUACGUCUUUGACUGCAUCAUCAUCUUGUUCGACAAUCGCUUCACCGUGACCGACAUCGCCAUCCUCACCAACUGCAGGCGCUUCAAGAUCCCCACGUAUAUCGUGCGGUCAAAGGCAGACCAGCACAUACUUAAUAUCACGAAGGAGAUGGAGUACGACAGUGAUGAUGACGAGGGGGGAGAUCAGAAGAAGAAGCUUGACAAGACUGCUCGCCAGCAGUUCAUUCAGCAGACCCGCCAAAGCGUGAAAGAUAACCUUGCGGAUGCAAACAUGCCGGACCAAAGGGUUUACAUCGUUUCGAAUGAAACGAUGUGCAAGGUCGUGAAGGAGAAGCGGCCGAAGGACGUCAUUGACGAGCUUGAGCUGUUGAACGACUUGAUCGGGGAAUCCAAGAUCAGGCGAGCGCAACGUGAUACUGAAGCGGAAACUACUGCGACGGGACAAGUAGUCGGCGAUAACACCGUUGGACUGAGGAUUCCAGGGGCUAUCCAUGAGGCGGUGUCUAAGCUUGUGGCCAUCCUGGGGCAUACCAUCACGGAUGCUCAAAUGGUGUAG
This is a messenger RNA of Suillus clintonianus, 1659 nucleotides long. RefSeq names its product interferon-inducible GTPase-domain-containing protein. Bases 1 to 1659 code for a protein of 552 amino acids. The record is from RefSeq and is a predicted model, not a curated record. The transcript is spliced from 4 exons. NCBI's taxonomy places the organism in Eukaryota, Fungi, Basidiomycota, Agaricomycetes, Boletales, Suillaceae. Gene Ontology annotation, molecular function: GTP binding. Gene Ontology annotation, cellular component: membrane.